AUGCUGCGAAUUUUUUUGAUGAAGGAGGAAUCGCGUUGCGUUGCUCUCACAGCGAAACAUGCCUUCCCGAAACAGUCGCCGUUGAAGCUUCAGAACGGUGUUUCCAGUAUCACGGAAGUGAGAAUUUUGCUUCCCUUGCAUCCGAAUCCAACUCUCAACCCAAACACGCCCUCCUCCUCCUCCUCCUCGCCCGAAACACAAACAAACCACAUCCACCCGCAACACAACCAUGCCACCACCUUCCAUCCCAGGCGGCUGGACCGACACAGACGACAAAGCCCUCCUCCUCGGCAUCCUGAAGCAAGUCGGAGCCUCCAACAUCAAAUGGGAGCCCAUCGCCUCCAGCCUGCACAUAGUAAAUUCCUGAUUCAGCGUUAUAAUAAGAUCAAGAAGGAGGUUGGGGUGGGGAUUGAUGGGCAUAGUCCUGCGAUGAAGACUCCGGGCAAAGGCAAAGGCAAUGGGGGAGGGAAGAAGAGUGUUUUGGGUGGGAAGAGGAAGGCUGGAAAGGAUGAUGAAGAUGGUGAUGAUGAUGAUGAUGAGGAGGAGAAGACUCCAACUAAGAAAGCCAAGAAGGAAGUCAUUAAGAAUGAGGACGAGGAACCAAGCCUGUCUUCUCAAUCGAAACAAAGUGAACCUAGAAAACCUCAUGAUCCAAAAAGCUCACUUCAUCACGCGCGUUCUAUUCCAUCAUCAUCAUCAUCAUCCCAUUUUUCCAGUCCUUUGAAAUCUCUGCAUCCACCCACCAUGGUUCUCUGGGACGAAAGAAAAGACCGCCAUUUCCUCAUGUGCAUCAUCCAAACGCAAAGCAUCACCACACCGGAUUGGAAGGCUGUCGCGGAAAAAUUGAAUUCGGUUACGGGGGAGAAGUUUAGUGGGAAUGCUUUGCGGUACUUUUUAUCACUUUCAACAAUCCCGAAUUCUGGGGGGUUUUUUUGUUUGUUUGUUGACGCUCGUGAUAGGCAGAAAUUUGAUAAGAUGAAGAAGAGUGCUAAGGAGGAGGUGGAGGAGGGUGUUGGAGGAGGAGGAGCUGGUGGGGAGGAUGGUGAGAAGAAGAGUGUGAGGAAGAAGAAGAAGAGUACGGCUGUUAAGCGUAAGGCGCUGGGGAAGAAGAGUGGUGGGUCGGCGGAGGAGGUGGAGGACGGAGAGGAGACUCCGGCUAAGAAGAAGAAGAUUAAGAGGGAGGUUGCUGAGGAGGAUGAGGAUGAGGAUGGUACUACGAGGACUGGGUUGGCGUUGGCGUUGGCGUUGGCGUUCUCCGGCGGAAGGGCGAGGUGGAAGGAGAUCAGCCUUGGAGCAUAUGUAAGCGUUCUCUCAGGCGCGACGUCCAAGUGCAACGAGGUCAGCACUCUGCACACUGUUGCUGAACCGACCUGGAAUUUCACUCUUCUCAAUUUUCUGUCUUCUCCAUCUCCUCCUCUGGGUAGUCUGGACGUGUGCAAGGAGGGCUAUGGGACCACGCGAAAAUGUUCUGGGCAUUGGUCGAAGUUCUUCGACUCGGUGAGUGAUGCGUUGAUAACUUAUAAGGGACACCAACACCAACGAGAUUGGGAAAGUGGUGUGCAAUCAGUGCCGACCGGAGAUAUUCUACUCGCAUUAAAUUUGUUGGGUCACUAUCCCGGCACCCGCGAGCGCCACAGCCUGAAGAUAGUGAAACAAGAACAGAAUCUGAAACACACCCACGCCCACACCCACACCCACACACCCUCGCUCUGCAAGGCUUGCAGCGACAAACCUCAUUCGGUCGCGCGCUGCGACUAUUAUUGA
This is a messenger RNA of Pseudocercospora fijiensis CIRAD86, 1764 nucleotides long. RefSeq lists its product as uncharacterized. The coding region runs from base 1 to 1764 and encodes 587 amino acids. The record is from RefSeq and is a predicted model, not a curated record. The transcript is spliced from 14 exons. NCBI's taxonomy places the organism in Eukaryota, Fungi, Ascomycota, Dothideomycetes, Mycosphaerellales, Mycosphaerellaceae.